ACCCUCGAUCGGCUACCAAACUCUCCAUCAUCUCACUCAUCGACCUGUUCAACUUCAAUCGCAAACAAAAAAACAAAAGAUUCCUGGAUAUUUCAGCGAGACGCAACUCAGGAGAAAAUGGAAGGAUCAGGAGUCUCUCCUAGCUUCAGUUGUUACUCUUCUGAUAGUUUAACAUCCAUGGCAGUUGCCAAAGUGAUCCAUGAAGAACAUGCAGCUCGAUUUCAAGAAUUUGGGGAUCUUAGCGAAGAUGACUUUGAGUUUUCGGUGGGUUUAAGCGAUGAGGAUGUUUCAAAGGAAGAGAACCAUUCACGAAGCUGGACUGUUUUUCCUGUUUUCAAUCACGAUCUAAUGAUGAAAGAUGACGAAGAUCGUGAUCAGGUUAAAGGGAAGGAAGAUGAACGAGAAGAAUCUUCUUGGUGUUCAUCAUCAGAAGCCGACGAAUUGGAAAGUCCACGUUCUAAAGCAUACUGCGUACUUUGGAGGCCUAAAUCCGACAGUGGAUCGCCACCUCGUGUGAGUAAAUGUAAGAAGAGUAGUUCUACCGGAUCUGGGUCGAAGAGAUGGAGCAUCCGGUAUUUGCUCCGGCGAAGCAACAGCGAAGGGAAAGAACCGGUGGUGUUGAUGACUCCUAAGAAGGUUGAAAGUCCAAAACAAAAACGUAACUCCGGUGAGGUUUCAAAAGUUGGCAGCCGAUUGAAGGUGCAAACUCCUGUACAUGAAUUGUUUUACGUGAAAAGAAGAGCUGAAAAUGAAGUUGUGAGGAGGAAAUCGUAUCUACCCUACAGGCAAGGUCUUGUAGGGUUCUUCUCAAAUGUCAACGGAAUGGGCAAAAUGCUUCCAUUUUGAGAAAAAAAAUAAGCUCAUUUUUGUUUAGUUCUAUUACUUCAUUUCACUGGAUGUAAAUAUCUUUCAAUGAUGAUAUGUUCCUUGAAAACAAAAGAGUUUUGAGGAUGUAAAGUUUAUUAAUAAUCAGAUAUAUAUUUUGUCAUAUAA
Molecule: messenger RNA, 993 nt
Organism: Lactuca sativa (garden lettuce)
Lineage: Eukaryota; Viridiplantae; Streptophyta; Magnoliopsida; Asterales; Asteraceae
Source: RefSeq, a predicted model, not a curated record